GUCUCCUUUUUCUCUCUCUCUCUCUCUCCUCUCCUCGUCUCAAGUUCCAACAAACUCCUCUCCUCACCUGCAUUGGUGGCCUUGUCUCCGCUUUGGGGGGAGAGGGAGAGAGAGAGAGAGAGAGUGAGGUCGAGUGCGCGAGAGAGAGAGAGAAGCAGCUGCGGAUAAGGGAGGGAGGAAGGAGCGAGGGGGGACGAUAAUGGGAAGAUCCGCGUCGUGCUUCAAGAUCAUCACGUGCGGCAGCGAUUCGGCCGACAACGACGAUGUCGAAGCUUCCGAGAUAAAGGGCGACAAAAAGGGCUGGAGUUUCCGGAAAAGAUCUGCCCGUCACAGAGUGCUUAGCAACAGCGCGAUGUCUGAAACUUCUGCUCCUGCAACUAAAGAGAUCCCUGAAUCUGCAGAUGUUAACUUCAAAGCGGCAACUGAUUCCGAUGUUCCCCAGAAAGUCUCAGCGAUUCAGUGCGCUGAUGAGAAGCCACCGCUGUUGGCUCCUGUGGAUGCAAAGGUAUCCGAAGCUGUCGAUCCAGUCAAGCCUGAAACUGUCGAUGCGGCCAAGCCUGAAACUGUCGAUGCGGCCAAGCCUGAAACUGUCGAUGUGGCCAAGCCUGAAACUGUCGUUGCAGCCCAGCCUGAAACUGUCGUUGCAGCCCAGCCUGAAACUGUCGUUGCAGCCCAGCCUGAAACUGUGGUUGCAGCUGAGCCUGAAACUGUUGACAGAUUCAAUGUGGAUGAAGCUACCAUUAUUUUCAUCCAAGCCACUAUAAGGAGUUUCCUGGCUUACAAAGCACUCUUAAAGCUGAAGAGUGUUAUCAAGUUGCAAUCUGCUGUGCGUGGACACCUGGUCAGAAGCCAUGCUGUGGGGACUCUGCGAUGCGUCCAGGCCAUUGUCAAAAUGCAAGCUCUAGUUCGUGCUCGCCGUGCACGGCAACUAACAGAAGGGAUGUUUGUAGAAAAGAAUGCAGAUGUGAAGCAGAAGAGGGAUGGCAUCAAUUUAAAGGCCUUGGAGAUGGAGAAUGCAAAUAAACCAAGUGCAGCUUACAUUUCCAUUGAGAAGCUGCUAAGCAAUAGAUUUGCUAGACAGCUCUUGAACUCGACACCGAAGGAGAAGCCUAUCAAUAUCAAGUGUGACAUUUCCAAAUCUGAUUCAACAUGGAAAUGGCUGGAGAGGUGGAUGUCAGCUCCGUCAGCUGAACCAUCACCAAUCACUGGGUUGAUGACUGAGCAGCAGGAAAGUAAGGAGAAUGAGAAACUGACACAAGAAAAUUUGGAGAAUUCAUCUGAAGUUCUCAGUAGAUCAUCAGAUUCUGUAUUGGCCUGUGAGGAAAUAUCAGCACCAGCUGAAAAAGAAGACAAUCCGAUCCUUCCUGACGAAGCCAAGUCAAAGCUUGAGGAAUGCAACGUGAUACCUGGGGAGGAGUACAUAGAGCGGUCUGGGCCUGAGAAAUUUGAAACAUUUGAUGCAAACGAGAGCUCAACAGAGAGAGAAUCUACUCCACCUCUGAUAUGCGAUAGCUCUAAAAUGGAGCCUGACUCUCUUUCUGAUAAGAUUGAAGUGGAAAUUGAACAACCAAAGCAUUCAGGGAAGAGGUUUGCCCCAGAUCAGCUUGAGACUUUGGGGAAGAAACAGGCGUUUGGAUCCAGAAAGGCUGGUAAUCCAUCUUUUAUUGCUGCGCAGUCCAAAUUUGAAGAAUUAACUUCAACUGUCAACUCGAGCAAAUCAAUAAAUUUAUCAAACCAAGACGUUGAACCCGAUUCAAAUGGAGUGCCGGUUUCAUCAGGAGACACUACCACUCAGGACAAGGCAUUUGGCCUGGAUGACAAUGUGGCUUCUAAUCACGCCAGAGUUCAAGUUGGUGGUUCUGAAUGCGACACAGAGCUUUCAAUUACUUCCACUCUUGAUUCUCCAGACAGAUACGAUGAUGGAAAUGCAGACGCAGUAAAUCAAGCCAAUGUUACUGAGGAAAGAACUUGCAGUCCUGAUGAUGUGAAAAAUGAAAUAUGUGAAGUUAAGGAAUCAACUGCUGUCCAGCUGACAUUGUCUGAGUCUGUCUCUGAUCAUCCAGAGAAGGGUGACAAUGUCAUCAGUGAACAGGUCACUUCAAUUGUCGCCGUGGAACCCCAUGUGGAUGAACUGAAUCUUGAUAGAAGCACAUCGGAUGUGCUGGGAGAAACUGAUUCCAAAACAGUUCAACGAACUUACAGGUCUUCACCAGAAGCAUCUCCCAGGAGCCAUAUAACCGUUCCCGAGUCACAAGGAACGCCAGCUAGUCAGGUCUCUGUGAACACUAAAGGGAGUAGAACAGAUAAUAAAACCAGGUCCUCGAACAAGCGCAAAUCCUUGUCAGCAGGCAAGAAAUCACCAUCAAACAUGCAUCGGGACUCUGGUACCGGCACUCCAAAACAAUUGCCUAAAGAUCAGAAAAAUGGGAAAAGGCGCAGUUCUUUUGGAUCAGCAAAACCGGCUAAUGAGCAAGAACCACGAGACAGUAGCAGCAGUAAUUCUAUCCCUCAUUUCAUGCAAGCCACAGAAUCUGCUAGGGCUAAGUUGAAUUCGAACAACUCUCCGAGAUCAAGUCCUGAUGUGCACGAUACAGAGUUCCACAUUAAAAAGAGGCACUCUUUACCCGGAGUGAAUGACAGGCAGGGCUCCCCACGAAUUCAGCGGUCAACAUCUCAAGCACAACAAGGUGCCAAAGCUAAUGGUGCUCAAACGCAAGAGAGAAAAUGGCUUAGGUGAAGAGCUCGCAGCUUAUUGGCUUGCAGUGGCUAACCAGUUAUAGAUGCCAUCUGGAGAGUAACACCUACCUAUCAAUCGCGUAGCUUCGUGCUUGCUUCAUAUGCUUUCGAUGUUUGGUUUCAAGGUUUGCCUGGAAGAGAGAAUAUAUAUAGAACUGGAGGGAAUUUUCGUUUUUCCUUUGUACCUUUCUGCUGAUGUUUGCUAAUUUUCUGCGACGACUUCACCAGGGAUGUGCGCUUGUAUCUUAAAAACAUUAAUUGUGUGUGAUGAAUCCAAUGUUAAAAGUUUCAUGUUCGUUUCG
Molecule: messenger RNA, 3038 nt
Organism: Eucalyptus grandis
Lineage: Eukaryota; Viridiplantae; Streptophyta; Magnoliopsida; Myrtales; Myrtaceae
Product: protein IQ-DOMAIN 32
Exons: 6
Coding region: 200-2737 (845 amino acids)
Molecular function (GO): protein binding
Source: RefSeq, a predicted model, not a curated record